AUGUUGGAAGUUAGAUGCAUCCGCCGAAUUGGACUAACGGACACCGAUGGCCCAUACGGCGUGGACAUAGAUCAGAGCGGCAGAAUUGCAGUGACAGGAAGAAAGAGCUAUACCGUAGAAGUUUUUGAUCACCAUGGAAAUACUCAAGUGAAAUUUGGAGAAAAGGGGGAAGACCUUGGAAAAUUCAAUUUCCCGUGUGAAGUCGCCAUGGUUGCUGAACAACGUUUACUGGUCACCGACCCCUACAACGACCGGGUGCAAUCAUUCAGUACAGAGAGUGGAUCGUUUCUUGGAUUGUUCGGGGACAGUCAGAAUGAGUUUUUACAUCCACGUGGAAUCACCGUCGAUGAGAGUGGUCGUGUUUUGGUUGCAUACGCAUCCCAAUGCUGUAUCUAUGACAACCAGGGACAAUUCAUCUCUGGGUUAGAUACAAACAACGACCAGCUUAGGGGGGUCUGUGCGAAAGGUGGAAAAGUGUACACCACGGAUCGUGAUUCCAACCACGUGAAGAUAUCAGAUUAUUCUGGAAAAAUUUUGAAAGUGUUCGGUGAGUACGGCCAAGGAAAUGGUCAAUUUGAUCGUCCAAGAAGUGUUCGUGUCACCGACAACGGUGAGAUUUUAGUGGCCGAUUGUCGAAACAACAGAGUACAAAGAUUUGACAGUAAUGGCAAUUUCAUCGAUGUCCUCGUGAGUGAUGCGAGCGAGGAGGACCUGGAUUCUCCGACAGCACUGUCCCUCACAGCUAAUGAAGAUAUGGUAGUUGCUAACUAUGGCUCCAAUAAAUUACUAGUGUUUGAAAUGUGA
Messenger RNA from Saccoglossus kowalevskii, 804 nucleotides. RefSeq lists its product as uncharacterized. The record is from RefSeq and is a predicted model, not a curated record. Lineage: Eukaryota; Metazoa; Hemichordata; Enteropneusta; Harrimaniidae. Gene Ontology annotation, molecular function: protein binding; ubiquitin protein ligase activity. Gene Ontology annotation, biological process: proteasome-mediated ubiquitin-dependent protein catabolic process; protein polyubiquitination.